This is a messenger RNA of Acyrthosiphon pisum (pea aphid), 2193 nucleotides long. RefSeq lists its product as uncharacterized. The transcript is spliced from 2 exons. Bases 656 to 2173 code for a protein of 505 amino acids. Gene Ontology annotation, biological process: regulation of regulatory ncRNA processing; siRNA processing. NCBI's taxonomy places the organism in Eukaryota, Metazoa, Arthropoda, Insecta, Hemiptera, Aphididae. Gene Ontology annotation, cellular component: nucleus; cytoplasm; RISC complex. Gene Ontology annotation, molecular function: double-stranded RNA binding; siRNA binding. The record is from RefSeq and is a predicted model, not a curated record.
UGUUUGGAUUUAAAUCUUUAGAUCAUAUUAAACGGAACAAUACGAACAAUUUUUGAAGCCAACAUAACUGUUGGACCUCAGUGAUACGUGCAUGCGCGUGGCUCUUAUCAUUAAUGUUUGGCCCGGAUUAAUAUAAUAUGAUAAGCAGUUGCGCAAACGCAGAUGUCACAGGUUCUGUAGUGCCUAACGAACGUCGAUUACAAAUAUUUACGCAGGUAAACGUUUCGUUCGAAAUAAUGCGGAUAACGUACAUUUUGUUCGUUCGAUUUCCUUACGCAGUUUUCGAGAAUAGACCCGCUGGGGUCCAGUAUAUCUUAGUCCAUGCUUUUCAGUCUAUUUAACAGUUAUUGUAGACUGUUGCCAUUAUCAAAUAUCAUUUGCCUCAUGAGUUAUGACAAAUUUGAUGAUAAACAUAAUGAAUAUUCCCAUGACUAAGAAUAGUUUUUUAACUAACUUAAUUCAUGAAUAGUUCGUCGUUGUUUGCCUUUGCGCAUUGAACUCGGAUAUCUGAUCUAUCGAGAACUGUCUGUUUUCUUUUCAUCGUCUGCUAACUGACGAAGAGACCAUUCAUCAGUCCCGUCGUGGAUUCGUCCCAACUGUGUGACACAACUCAAGACGCCGAUCGUACGUCUGUUUUUAUUUGUACGUCAGAAAAAUGAAUAAAACCAUCAAAAUAGAUCCACAAGAUGCAUACUCAAGUUCAUCAGACAAAUCUCCAAUCACUAUUCUAAAUGAAUAUGCAGCCCAAAAUCACCUUGUUGUUCCUCAUUACAGUCUCAUACACGAUGGUUCUUCACUAAGUAUAGUUAGCUUUAAAUAUAGUGUGAAUCUGGAUAAAUUUGUAGCUGAGGGCAAAGGGUCUUCCAAAAAAGAAGCCAAACAAUUGGCAGCCUCAAAUCUUCUUAAAAAAAUUAUCAAUGAUAAACCCCAGUUAUUGAAUUCUGAUUUUAAGGAGUGCGCGAUCUCUUCAUACGGUAACAAUAUUAAACUAAACACUUUUUUUACAAAAAAGAAUAAAACCAUUAAAGUAGAUCAACAAGAUAUGUCUGCAUACUCAAUUUUAUCAAACAAACAUCCAGUCGCCAUUGUAAAUGAAUAUGCAACCAAAAAUCACUUUGUUCCUCAUUACAAUCUCAUAUAUGAUGGUUCUUCACUAAAUAUAGCCAGCUUUAAGUAUAGUGUGAAUCUGGAUAAAAUUGUAGCUGAGGGCGAAGGGUUUUCAAAAAGAGAAGCCAAGCUAUGGGCAGCCACAAAUCUUCUUAAAAAGAUUUUCAAUGAUAAACCCCAGUUAUUGAAUACUGAUUUUAAUGAGUGUGCGAUCUCUCCAUAUGAUAAAAAUAUUAAACUAAACGCUUUUUUUACAAAAAUGAAUAAAGCCAAUGAAGUAGAUCAACAAGAUACGCAUGUAGACUCAAGUUUAUCAAACAAACAGCCAGUCACUAUUCUAAAUGAAUAUGCAACCAAAAAUCACCUUGUUCCUCAUUACAAUCUCAUAUAUGAUGGUUCUUCAUUAAAUAUAGCCAGCUUUAAGUAUAGUGUGAAUCUGGAUAAAUUUGUAGCUGAGGGCGAAGCAACUUCCAAAAAAGAAGCCAAGCAUUUGGCAGCCUCAAAUCUUCUUAAAAAAAUUAUCAAUGAUAAACCCCAGUUAUUGAAUACUGAUUUUAAGAAGUGCGCGAUCUCUUCAUACGGUAACAAUAUUAAAGUAAACUAUAUUGGACAAUUGGAAAAUAUCGUUGUAGAAAAGUGUCAGAACAUAUCAGGAUCAAUACAAGCCUUGGAAAAGCUCAAUACGUUUAAAACAUGGCCGAUAAAAAAAUCUAUAACCAAGCAUCCAACCUGCGAAGAUUAUCAUGUGGUUUUAAAAAAAACUGAAUGGAAACAAUCAGAUACAUUAAAUAUGAUUGUUAAUCAGUAUACAAAAAAUGAUGAAUUAGAUUUACCUGAACCUUUUAACAUUUUAAAGAAAAUUAUCGCCGAACAUAAAAAUAUGCACUUUAAUUCAAGAAUUGAAAAGCUUAAAUUGGAUUCUAAUAACUAUUAUUAUUCGUGUACUUUUGUUUUAACUGAUGUAUACCCUAAUGUUUACGGUUGGGGUGUGGAUACAAAUUCUGAAAUGGCUCAACAUAUUGCUGUAAAACAGUUGCUCAUUAAUAUUUGUAUAUUAUUAAAAUAAAAACAUUUGUUUUCUUUUUA